CAGGGGAGCCGCCCAGCAGGUUUUUCCUCUCGGCUUGCUCAGGGGCCUUGAGCUGUUCUGUCCCCACCUAGCCUGGGCUGGGCAUUGCGAGUCUCGCUCACUCAGCUGGCGCGCGUGCACCGGCACCGGAGCAAGGAUGCCCAGCAUCUUUGCCUACCAGAGCUCCGAGGUGGACUGGUGCGAGAGCAAUUUCCAGCACUCGGAGUUGGUGGCUGAGUUCUACAACACGUUCAGCAAUGUGUCCUUCUUCAUCUUCGGGCCUCUCAUAAUGUUUCUCAUGCAUCCUUACGCCCAGAAGCGCAGCCGGGCCAUCUACGGAAUCUCAGCCCUCUUCAUGGUCAUAGGUCUGUUCUCCAUGUAUUUCCACAUGACGCUCAGCUUCCUGGGCCAGCUGCUAGAUGAGAUCUCCAUCCUGUGGUUGCUGGCCAGUGGCUACAGCGUGUGGUUGCCCCGAUGCUACUUCCCCAAGUUCAUCCAGGGGAGCAGGUACUACUUCAGCUGCCUCGUAAUUACGACCACUAUGAUCAGCACCUUCUUGACGUUUGUGAAGCCCACGGUCAACGCCUACGCUCUUAACAGCAUCGCCAUACACAUUCUCUACAUUGUGCACAAAGAAUACAAGAAUUUUGGGGUUUCAUGCCCCCCCUGCAUCAGAAUUGGCUGUGAAGCAGAGAAGGACCUUGAAUCCCUGUUCCUCCUCCCCCCUGGCCGUACAAACAGGACCAGGAAUGGGGACCUCCGGCAUCUGAUUGAGGUGUCUGUGAUCUUAUGGGCCACCGCACUAACCAGCUGGAUCAGCGACCGAGUACUUUGCAGUUUCUGGCAGCGGAUUCACUUCUCCUACCUGCAUAGCAUUUGGCACGUCCUCAUAAGCAUCACCUUCCCUUACGGUAUGGCGACUAUGGCCCUGAUGGAUGCCAACUACGAGAUGCCAGGUCAAACCCUCAAAGUUCACUACUGGCCCCGGGAUAGCUGGUUCAUUGGGCUACCCUAUGUGGAGAUCCAGGACAAUGACAAGAGCUGCUGAGCCCUGCUGGAGUCUCUGCUCUCCAAACAGCCACCCAGUCUGCUGUGCUCUGAGGACAGAGGACCAGGACAUCGUCUGGGACACUUGCGGUCACUUCUCCCUUCCCUCUUCCACGCUCCAUGCCCCGUUGCCACAAGACGGACUUUCUUGUGGCUCUGAGCACUACUUUGAUGACUGAGGGCUGGGGGCUGCCUGGCAUGCUGUGUGACUGGCCUGUGCCCUCCUCCUGCCUACGGGACCACAGCUUCUCCACACCAGUGAUAUGGUGGUGGGUAGAUGGGUGGGACGGUGGUUAUGUGGCUGAUGCGACACCGGCUUGAAGCGUGAUGCUUGAAGCGUGAUGCUUGCUCUCUGGUAUCUUGCACGUCUGGGACUAUUCAUGAGUGUUGUAGAGUCAAGUUGGGUCAGGACUGUGUUCUGGGAAAGUAAGGAGUAUCAUAGAGAGCACUGUGGGCCCCACCCUUAGGUGGUAGGUGUAGGUGUAGGGGUAGGGGUAGGUGUAGAGGUAGGGGUAGUG
Molecule: messenger RNA, 1544 nt
Organism: Mesocricetus auratus (golden hamster)
Lineage: Eukaryota; Metazoa; Chordata; Mammalia; Rodentia; Cricetidae
Gene: Acer1
Product: alkaline ceramidase 1
Exons: 7
Coding region: 137-1027 (296 amino acids)
Biological process (GO): ceramide metabolic process
Cellular component (GO): membrane
Molecular function (GO): hydrolase activity, acting on carbon-nitrogen (but not peptide) bonds, in linear amides
Source: RefSeq, a predicted model, not a curated record